Pipistrellus nathusii (Nathusius's pipistrelle) is the source of this 1755-nucleotide messenger RNA. The record is from the annotation of a GenBank genome assembly. Lineage: Eukaryota; Metazoa; Chordata; Mammalia; Chiroptera; Vespertilionidae.
AUGGAGAUACCGCUCAAUUCUGAAGCUCAAGACCACCCGCUUCUGCCAGAUGGUAAGACCAAGACCAAGAUUGGAGAGCUGGCUUCAGAGGAAGAAAUCACAGCAGAAAAUGAGCCAUUGGCUGAAGAGUCUGACAGUCCCAGAGACGAUGCUCUCCAGGAUUCUGAAUGCAGAGAAUUCUGUGAAUUGGGGGAUAUAUUAAAUGAAAAGGAUAAGAACAUCUUUAAAAGAAGACAGUGUAACUGUGAUGAAUGUGGACAAAACUUUGCUUGGAGUACAGGCCUCAUUAGGCAUCAGAGAAACCAAUGGGAGAAACCCUAUGAAUGUGAUAAGUGUGGGAAGGCCUUUCGUGUGAGCUCAGCUCUGGUUCUGCAUCAAAGAAUUCAUACUGGGGAGAAACCCUAUCCUUGUCAUUGGUGUAUUAAAAGUUUCCGUCGGAGCUCAGACCUUAUUAAACAUCAAAGAGUCCACACUGGUGAAAAACCCUAUAAAUGUGAUGAAUGUGGGAAAGCCUUCAGUCAGAGCUCAGAUCUUAUUAUACAUCAGAGAAUCCACACGGGAGAAAAACCCUAUCAGUGCAGUCACUGUCAUAAAAGUUUUAGCCAGCGCUCAGACCUGGUUAAACACUUGAGAAUCCAUACUGGAGAGAAGCCUUAUACAUGUAACCAGUGUAACAAACAUUUUAGUCAGAGUUCUGAUGUUAUAAAACAUCAAAGAAUCCACACUGGUGAAAAACCAUAUAAAUGUGAUGUAUGUGGGAAAGCCUUCAGUCAGAGCUCUGAUCUUAUUCUACAUCAGAGAAUCCAUACCGGGGAGAAACCAUAUCCAUGUGAUCAGUGUAGCAAAAGUUUCAGUCAGAACUCAGACCUUAUUAAACAUCGAAGGAUCCACACAGGAGAGAAACCCUAUAAAUGUAAUGAAUGUGGGAAGGCUUUUAAUCAGAGUUCAGUCCUUAUUCUGCACCAGAGAAUCCACACUGGAGAGAAACCCUAUCCGUGUACUCAGUGUAGCAAAACAUUCAGCCGACUUUCAGAUCUUAUUAAUCAUCAGCGAAUUCACACUGGAGAAAAGCCUUAUCCAUGUAACCAGUGCAAUAAAAUGUUUAGUCGAAGAUCUGAUCUUGUAAAGCACCAUAGGAUUCAUACGGGUGAGAAACCCUAUGAAUGUGAUGAGUGUGGGAAAACCUUUAGUCAAAGCUCCAACCUUAUUCUACAUCAGAGAAUCCACACUGGUGAGAAACCUUAUCCAUGCAGUGAUUGUUCUAAGAGCUUUAGUCGUCGUUCAGAUCUUGUUAAACAUAAAAGAAUCCACACUGGAGAGAAACCAUAUGCAUGUAAUCAGUGCAAUAAAAGUUUUAGUCAGAGCUCUGACCUCACUAAACAUCAGAGAGUGCACUCUGGGGAGAAGCCCUAUCAUUGCAAUACUUGUGAGAGAGCCUUCAGUCAGAGUUCCGACCUUAUUCUUCAUCAGAGAAUUCACACUGGAGAAAAACCAUACCCAUGCACACAGUGCAACAAAAGUUUCACUCAGAACUCAGACCUUAUCAAACACCAGAGAACCCACACCGGGGAAAAACCAUACAAAUGUAAUGAGUGUGGGAAGGCCUUCAGUCAGUGCUCAGCUCUCAUCCUACAUCAGAGGAUCCACACUGGGGAGAAACCGUAUUGGUGUGAUCAGUGUGGCAAAAGUUUUAGUCGGCGCUCUGAUCUCAUUAACCAUCAAAGAAUCCACAAUGGUGAAAAGCCAUAUAGAUGA